Messenger RNA from Phyllostomus discolor (pale spear-nosed bat), 1796 nucleotides. RefSeq names its product neurogenin 1 (gene NEUROG1). The transcript has a single exon. The record is from RefSeq and is a predicted model, not a curated record. Gene Ontology annotation, molecular function: protein dimerization activity. Lineage: Eukaryota; Metazoa; Chordata; Mammalia; Chiroptera; Phyllostomidae. The coding region runs from base 379 to 1089 and encodes 236 amino acids.
CUCGCUCCUUUCACGGGGGCUGCCUCCGGGGCGGAGGUGGCCAAGGAGGGGGGCGCCCAUUGUUGUGCCGGGUACUUAAGGGGUCCUGAGGCCGGUCGUGUGCCACACUCGGUACUCACACGAGCUGAUCUGAUUGCCGGCGAGAUCACUCGGGAGACCGGCUGGAGCGUGGUCCCUGCAGGCAAGUCGAGGAGGAGAGGCCAAGUUCCCGGUGCGCCCGUGCACCCUUCCAGGCCUUCGUGCCCGUGCCCGCAGCGGGCACACAGUAAGAACGGGCUGUUCGGAAAGUAAGUGCGCUCCGGCGGCCCUGCCCUCAACCCAGGCUUCCUGUCCUGUAAGUGCUCUCUAAUCUGUCCGUCGAUCCUGCCCGACGCAGCGAUGCCAGCCCCUCUGGAGACGUGCCUCUCAGACCUCGAUUGCCCCAGCAGCAGCAGCGACCUGUCCGGCUUCCUCACCGACGAGGAGGACUGUACCAGGCUCCAACAGUCAGCUCCUGCCUCGGGGCCGUCUGUGCCGGCCCACAGGGGCGCACCCGCGAUUCCUGGGGCGUCCGAUACUCCCCGGGCACAGGAAGAGGAGCAGGAGCGGCGGCGGCGCAGGGGUCGCGCACGGGUGCGCUCCGAGGCACUGCUGCACUCACUUCGCAGGAGCCGGCGUGUCAAGGCCAACGACCGCGAGCGCAACCGCAUGCACAACUUGAACGCAGCGCUAGACGCGCUGCGCAGCGUGCUGCCUUCCUUCCCCGACGACACCAAGCUCACCAAGAUCGAGACGCUGCGCUUCGCAUACAAUUACAUCUGGGCUCUGGCCGAGACUCUGCGUCUGGCUGACCAGGGGCUGCCCGGGGGUGGUGCCCGGGAGCGCCUCCUACCACCACAGUGCGCCCCCUGCCUGCCCGGGCCUCCAAGCCCCGCCAGCGAUGCUGAGUCCUGGGGAUCCGGUGCCGCCGCCUCCUCUCCACUCUCUGACCCCAGUAGCCCCGCCGCCUCCGAAGACUUCUCCUACGGUCUCGGCGACCCCCUUUUCUCCUUCCCCGGCCUGCCCAAAGACUUGAUCCAGACGACGCCCUGUUUCAUCCCUUACCACUAAGCCCUUUUUGGACACCGUUACCUCUCCCCUCCCCCUGGCAACAGACAGUAGUAGAUGGCGCACCAACUGUGGCAUCCGGACCCUCAGUCCAGGCCGGAGGGAGUAAGCGGGAGCUCUUAAAGGGAUGGGGGAUACCUGAGCCGCUUAUUAGGUCGCUGCACCCUCGCCAUGGCUUCCCCUUGGUCUGUUUCUCCAGCCCUCGGCCCCAGGCGCCUCCUGCCCACCCCUAGACAGCCUUUCCUUUUGCACUUUCUGAACUCCACAAAAUGGCCUUUGUGGCUGGCUCAGAGCUGACCCCAGCCACCACUUCAGCGUGAUUUAGAAAAGGGACAGAUCAGCCCCUGAAGACGAGGUGAAAAGUCAAUUUUACAAUUUGUAGAACUCUAAUGAAGAAAAACGAGCAUGAAAAUUCGGUUUGAGCCGGCUGACAAUACAAUGAAAAGGCUUAAAAAGGAGAGACAAGGAGUGGGCUUCAUGCAUUAUGGAUCCCGACCCCCACCACUGCAGGCUUUGCUCUAGGAAGAACCCCAGACUCUUGCGUAGCUAUUCAGGCACUGGGUUGGAGAGUACUUUAAUUUAUUCAAGAUGCUUCAUUCAUAUGAAAAUGUAUUUUUGUACAUAAAGAGUUUAUUCUAUUAUAAUGAGCUAUCAAAGUUUACAUUUUUGUACUGCAGAUGUUUCAUGUAAAUAAAAACUAAGUCACCAAG